CAAAGCUGUACCUACUGUCUUCAAAAAUGAGAUCACUACCGGUUGUCGCAUUGAAUUAUGAUUAUCGGUGCUGGGAUCCCAUUAUCGUUCCGGAAACGGACUUAGCAAAAGUUGAUUUCGAUCAUGAAAUAAGUCAAGAUCAAGCUCGAUCUCUAGGACCAAAUUUGAGAAGUUAUCAGUGAUGGUGAUGACCCAUCCACCAGCACUUUUGUUGUGUACCGUGACUGCAAAUGAAGAUAUGGCAACCAAAAAGAAAAUGAAGAUCUCUCACCGAGAUGUCUCUCUGUAUCUAGUUUUCUAUUCGUAAUUUGUUUCUUGAUCCAAGAAAAAGACGCUUUCUGACUCGAUUCGAAACGAUCUUCAGUGAUGUCUCAAUUUCAGGACCUCAGCCAGCCCCAUAAAGACAAAACACGAACAACAAGUGGCAGUAUUAUGCCCCCAGCGAUAGGAUUAAGACUAUAGCGAUAAGAAUUUCGUUGUGCACCACCUUUGUAAGUAUUGUGUAUCUCCCCGGUGUCCGUCUUUCCGAAUCGUGUACCCAGCUGCAUUUCGCCGUAGAGUUCUCCCCCCCGGUGUGUGUCUUUCUACGUAAGUAGUUGGAAAAUUGUUCAAAAUCAAUCACGAGCACGCAGAAUUUAGAUUUACCAUACGCAAACACACAUUUUUCUUGAAAAAACACCACGAUGACGUCGGCUUCGUCCUCUACAUCUGAAAAUGGUUGUUCAUCCCGGUUUCUACGGACGUUGGGCCUUUCCGUGGCAGUGUCUAUGCCGGUCUUAUGGUAUUUGCGGUCUCGAUAUCAUGCCUCCUCUUCCACAAGCACUUCCUCGAAGAAAAAAAGCCGGUCUCGCAGUCGCAGUAAAAAUCCCAAGCAGGAGGAGACCGCAGCGAAGAGAAGAAACAAACUGAGGCAGAGCGAGAAGCCUAAGGAAAAACUUCCUUCGGAUGGCCCGCUGCUCCGCGUGCACCUCUGGCAUGGCUCACAGACAGGCACGGCUGAGGAGUACACGGAAACACUCGCCGCGGACUUGGCUUCUGCGUUGGUCAAGCAGGGAUUUCCGGCUAGCAAGUUUUUUUCGAUUCAGACGAAGUCACUGGAAGACUGCGAAGAUUUCGAGCGAGAAUUCGACUUCCAGGACGACGAUGAGGAGGACGACAGUACUGCCACAGGAUCCGAUUACGAGCACCAGGGUUCUGGAGCAGGUGGAAGAGCUGGCCCUGUGGACGGAGUACCUCCAAUGUCAUCCAGUAACAAGAAGGAAGCAGAAAUAUGUGUUGAUGGGGAACAAACUACAUCACGAAGAACGAGAGAACACUUGCCGCUUCACAUCUUCCUCGUUUCCACCUACGGCGAGGGGGACCCGGCGCAGUCGUUAUCCUGAGUAAAAACGUACCCACACCAGAGUCAGGAUGGGGAUUUUGCAACACAAACCUGGGAGUUUUGUAAGUCACGCAUGACAAGUUGCGCUCUGCAGUGUAGUGCAGGUUAGCAAGUGCAGCCGCAUCACAGAUUCAUCAGCUCAUCCUGUUCACAGCAUCACAAAUUCCAAAACACGAUUAGAAAUGGCUCUCAUGCGGAUGCGCAUUACAAGUCUUCCUGUCUUUGCAAAUCUGCAUGACAACUCUGGUUUGGGUACGUUUUUACACAGGAUAGUCGUCCGAGGAUUUUUACGACAAGCUGACCGAGAUGAUCGACGGGAGGGCACAGAACGUGUUCAGAAAGCUCCAGGCGGCUGUCAUCGGGUUUGGCAACAGCACGUACGUGCACUUCAACGGCGCGGCGAAGACGCUGAUCGAGCGGUUGACGAAGCUGGAAGGGACUUUUUUCUGCUCCGAAUCCUACCUGGACGACGCGACGGACCUUGACGAGCAGUGGGCCCCCGCCGCCGCAAACGUGAUCAACGCGAUAAAAAGGAUGACCGUCGAGUUUCUGCAAACCCGCACGGACGUGCGAAAAUGUUGGGUCUUGCCAAACGACAGCACAUUCGGCGGAGCCACUGGUGCGAUGACGGGCGAGACCAAGAAGGUGGAGUUCUUAACCGAGUCCGAGUGGGCGUCGAUUCUGAAGGGCGUUGAGAAAAAUGAAGCCAGCGCGUCCCCCGCGGAAAUGCGGGCGCGCUUUUGUCCGCUAGCGGGGAAGUUGCAAAAGGACUCUCCUCCAGCUCCUGCGUCCAGCUCGUCGAAGGAAGUUCCCCGCGACAUUGCGGCAACGGCUUUGUUCGGUAGAAAAACGGUCAAAGUAACGAGGCAGGACCGGCAAUCGCAAGUUGUCGACUACGGAGCAGCAGCCCCUUUCGACAAAAAAGUUUCGCGCGGAAGUACGGAGGUACUGGUGGAGUGGCCAGAAGCUUACAUGGCCGGGAUAAACGGCGUUUUGGCGCACAAUAUAGACGUCUUGCCGGACAACGACAAAACAGACGUUGCGGCGUUCUUGGCGUAUUUUCAGGUCACGCACUACGACAACAUGCGAUGGGUCUGGACAGGCGCGGCGGCAGGUGGUAAUAGCACAGAGGAAAACAACAGCACGUCGUCCACCGCGCCUACGACUUUAUCCGUCCCGUUUCCCAGCGGACUUUCCCUGGCCCAGAUUUUUGGGCAGUACCUAGAUUUACGACGCUUUCCUAAGCUCUCCGAGGUCCGAAAGUUCGUUUCCUUCGCGAAAGAUUCGGAUGCGGAAAAGCUGCUGCAAGCCGUCUGCACGGACGAGCAUCUGGCGCAGUUUCGCGACGCGCGCUUGAGUUUCGCCGCGUUUUGGCAGGUGUUUUUGCAGGAUUCGGUGCAAAUAACGUUGGGGGAAUUUUUUCAGAUUUGCCCGCGGAUGAAGCCCAGGAUUUUCACCGGCAGCAGCAGUCGGGUCUGCGACAAACACCACCUCGCGAUGCUCUUGUCCGCGGUGCACGAAACCAGUCACGCGAAGCUGGACCUGAAACUAGUGAAGAAGCUGGUGGCCACCAACGACAAGGAGAAGCGACUGGACGAGAAGCUGCUGAAAUCGCUUGCGACAACUUAUUCCGGGCAGUACUUCGGCCAGUGCUCGGAUCACCUUUCCGUCGCGGAAGUUGGUUCGGUCCUGAGCUUGAAGGUGAAUCCACCAACCCUGCACUUUCCGGAAAAUCCGAAAAUCCCGCUCGUCCUCAUCUCCGCAGGCACCGGGCUCGCGCCCUUCAAGGGCUUUCUCGAUCAGGAACAGGUGCUGAAAUCGAAGCGGGAUAUUCUCCUCUUCUUCGGGUGUCGAAGUCGGGAGGAGGACUUUCUCUACCGUGACUACUUUAUCAAGCUCGCGCCGGAGUACGGUGCGGAGAAGGGUGGGCCGCAUCAGCAGCAGAACAAGAGAGGAGAUCAACAUCCUUCCGCGGCAAUGAAUGGGGAAGAUGCAGCAGUAGCGGUGGCGGAUAGAAGUGGGGACGCACAAAAUCAAGGAACAAGAAUUCCAAGAGCAGAUCUACCGCUGAAGAACUUCAAGUUGGUGUGCGCGUUUUCGCGCAUGAGCAAACGCAAGGUGUACGUGCAGGACAAGAUGAAGCUCCACGCACAGGAGCUGAAGGACUUGCUGCUCUCCCAACGCGGGCAAGUGCUAGUCUGCGGCAGUACGCACAUGGGGCAAGGCGCCCGUGAGGUGCUCACCAUGGUUCUGGGCCGCGCGGAAAUGCAAGCGCUGCAAGACCAAAAGCGGUACCAGGAAGAGGUCUGGGCCGUUUGAAGAGCAUGCGUCCAGGUUGUGAAGACAUUGAUUUCGAGAAAAUUCGGCGCAUGUUGUAGUCUUGAAGAACGACAUGAAAGUCACAGCGACAUCACGACGACUAGAGUACAGACAUGAAGGAUCUGACCGCCACGAAGUAGCGCGAUGAAUUCAAAAACGCGAUAGCAUCUUAAUCUUACCACUUCGAGAAGGCUGAU
Molecule: messenger RNA, 3897 nt
Organism: Amoebophrya sp. A120
Lineage: Eukaryota; Dinophyceae; Syndiniales; Amoebophryaceae
Source: the annotation of a GenBank genome assembly